AUCCUUGCUGGUCGGACAGGCUCCUGCAGUUACAUCACUUCCUAAAAAACAGGCAAACACCUCUCCUUCAAGUGAGCACCGACCCAAACAAGCAGGAAACAGGAAAUGUGCGCGCUGGAGGGAGGUCGGGGCGCAGCGCCGCAUCCUGACCGCACCGAGGCUCGCUGACAUGACCGCUCCCCGCGCUGCCCUGGUCUUCGCUCUGGGACUCGUCCCCGUCCUCCCGGGUAAUGGUGACGAAUCAGAAGAUACAUCUACAUUCCCAGAAAACGAAGCCACAGCUGAAGAGACCACCUCAAGUGUGUUGAUUACAACAGCCACAGAAAUAGUAUCUGAAAAUACGAAUUCUACCCACAUCGAUGAGGACACAGAUCAGUUAGAGUUUAUAUUAAUGGUGUUGAUCCCAUUGAUUUCCUCGGUCCUCCUACUUUUAUUAGUGGCACUCCUUGUGAGGUACUGUAGAAGAAAGAGAACUAAACAAGAGCCUUCUAGCCAAGGAUCUCAAAGUGCUUUACAGACAUAUGAACUGGGAAGUGAAAACUUGAAAGUUCCUAUUUUUGAGGAAGACACACCAUCUGUCAUGGAAAUAGAGAUGGAAGAACUGGAUAAAUGGAUGAACAACAUGAAUAGAAAUGCCGACUAUGAAUGUUUACCUACUUUAAAAGAAGAAAAGGAAUCAAACCACAACCCAAGUGACAAUGAAUCCUAAACCUGAAAGGUGCUGAUGUUGUCCAAGAGGAGUGGCCACUGAGGGAGCCCGUCUGUCCUGCCCACCGAGGAGGAAGAUGAACUUAAAUAAAUUUCACAUCUAUGUAGAUGCAGAACCUUCUGCUGUUCCUUCUACCACCCACUCCUUUGACGAUGGCAACACCUGGACUUGGAAGAAAGAACGAUUGAGAGGCGCUGGGAAAGGCCUGGCUGCUGUCCAGCCCUGCUCCUAGGCUGGAGGAGUCCUGUGACACCUUGGCUUCUGAUGGGUAGGCACCCCUCCUGGCAGCCGGCUUGCAGCUGCCCUCGCUCUGGCCACCCUCGCUAGGUCCUCCUCACCUGUCAGCUUCAUCCCUCAGGGUUUUCAUCAGGAAGCUGCUUUAUCUCUAGUUUCCUUCUGAGUCACCUUAUUACCUAACCACUUUGGAUAGUGUCCUCUGUUAUUCAAGUCCUCUGAUAGGUCAAUGGCGUUCAACAGGAACUGUCCUCAAGGACACUUAUGUCAUGGAAAAGACAUCAAACAAAGCAAGCAAGCGCUUCAAUGUCUCCACCGUCCCAAGGGUUGGAAAGCACAUUUCUACCUGCCAAGAAGAUGCAGUGAGAGAGUCCAUGGUCCUGAUGAGGUGUCGUCAGGUGACUUGUAGACUUGACUUGGCCACAUCCAAAUGACCCUUGGGAACUUCUCAGAAUCUCCAGAGAAAGAACCAAACCCGCACUUUCCUUCUCAGCUAAAAUCACCUCUACUAAAGCUCUCUCCCUUAUCUGUGAUCUAUGGGCAGGGAAUAUGUGCAGGUGGGGACAUCUGUCACCCUUCUUCUUCUCCAGGAUCGUUGAGGUUAUUUGAAACAAACAGAUUAGGAACAGGAAAUAGUUGUACCUGAGGCUGGUGUUACUCAUCGCGCACAGCCUGCUUUCCUGCUGAGCUGGGACCAACCUCCUGUCCCCAACACAGUUCUCCACGAGGUCACUAUCAGUCCAUCAGAGAUGACAUUCUACGCGGUAUUUAUGGACAACCUGUUACUGAAAGCAAUGGUGGAAAAUGGAGAAGGGUUCAUUGGCCAUUCCCUCAUCACAUUAAAAUCAUCUCCAUCUAAUCCUUAGUGUUCUCAUUCUGACCUCUGAAAAGCAAUCUAGCAAAUUGAGAGGCCUCAGCUCUCCUAGGACAUUUGAUAUUUUAUUCCAGGAAAGAAACCAAGAAUGAAAACUUUAUUUAUUUUGCUAACAGCGUGUAAACUGAAAGGAGAUUUGAGGGUAACCAAACUUUUGCUGCUUAAUUUGGGGUCUGUGUUUGAAAGGCUGCCUUAAUGCAAAGUGAAACUCCUCCACACCUGACUUUUAGGGUUCCUUUAACAAAUUUCUUGCCUUUAGAGCUAUGCAGAUUUUUAUUUUUACUUUUGGUACCAGGGAUAGAACCCAGGGCGCUUAAACACUGAGCCACAUCCCCAGCCCUUUUUUAUAUUUUAUUUAGAGACAGGGUCUUGCUGAGUUGCUCAGGGCCUUGCUUAGUUGCUGAGGCUGGCUUUGAACUCAUGAUUCUCCUGCCUCAGCCUCCUGAACCCCUGGGAAUACAGGUGUGCACCACUUGUCCAACCCUAUGCAGAUAAUUUUAAAGGCAGGGUUCCAAGCCAGCGAGGUCUCUAUACAAUGAGGCACCAGUGUCUGGUUUGUUUGAGCACUGAAGUCAUGUGUCCUGGGACCAUGCAGUGCCUUGAUAAAAGACAGUCUUUGUGGGUUAUAACUUAAUAGAUUUGUCUGUCAUCCUCUCAUUAGCACAUCCUAUGUGACUUUUUGUUUUCGUUGCUGUUUUGCAUACUCAUAAUCAACUUAUGGUCCAUGGUGAUUCUCAGAUAUUUAUGCCAACAUUGCUGUUUUCCAGAUCAUCACACAACUUGUCUAUUUUCUGCUUAGCGUUGUUACUUCAAGUUUGUUUCUCAUGAACAGUUGGAUUCUUAGAAGAGAUUCAAUUUGCUUUUUGCUCUCUUUAGGCAUCUAAGAUCUUUGCUGGGCACUCAGUCCUCUAACCUUGAUUGAACCCUAUCAAAUAAUGAACUGAGAAGUUCUGAGAAGUAUAAUGGAUCCUGGAAUCUCACUUGGAUGAAGCAAAAUCUUAUGAGAUGAUAAAAACACUUCUCAAAAUUUGGCAUUUUAAAUAACUUCAGAUUCCAGAAGAUACAAACUUCAGCAACAUGUAAUUGAGUGUAUAUCUGAGAAAUGUACUGACCUCUAUAAUUGCACAGUGUGUGAGGCACUUUUUAAAAAGAGGUUCUUCUGGUAAAGUAUUCAAGCCAUUAAUCCUAGCACCCUGCAUCUCUUUAUUACUAUUCAAUCAAUGUAUAUCCUUAACAAUUCCAAGAAUUGCUCUUAACCCCAAACUUAAUUUUAUGUUUCAGAUUAUUGCUUGUUAAAAAAAAAAGUCAUUAAUUUGCUCUAAUUGGAUAGCCAAUAAGAACAAAGUCUGACUUUAAAAUAUUUUAAAGAUAUGUAAGUUUUACAGCAUUUUUGGGUCAUUUUGUGCAAACUAUGCUAACAACAUUGCCUAAUUGAACUCCUCAGGAAACUUGUUUUCAUAAAUAUGUAAAAAAUCUAUAUAUGACUCCUGUCCCAAUACUCUGAUUCCUCCCCCUGGGAAGGACUUUGGUACCCAUAUGCACCCUUGAUAUAGCAGAGGUAGCAGAGGCCUCUUCCGACUUCCACAGCUCUAACAACGGAAAUUAUGUCAACAUAAGUGGGUGCUUUAAGAAAAUUGUGUCUGUUUAUUCCUUUAUUUUGAUUGUAUGAACCAUCAAUUUAGAUCAGCUCUGAAAAAGGUCUAUGUUGAAUAGAUGUUAAUUUCAUCUUUUGUGCAUAUUAGUGCAUAUUCUGAAUUUACUGGAGUGAUAAGACAUGGUUUCCCACUGGAAAAUCACUGCUGAAAUUCUCUAAUUUUUCCCUCCAGUGCUGGAGAUUGAACCCAGGGCCUUGCACUUGAUAAUAGGCAGAUGCUCUACAACUGAGCCGCACCCUCAGCCCUGAAAUUCUCAUUGUGGGGAAAACAUCAAAAUUUUGUACUGAAUUCAGGGGGAUGGGAAUGGCAAAGACGGUGGAGUGAACUGGACCUAACUUUCCUAAGUUAGUAUAGGAUACACGACCAGUGAAUUCCACAUCAUGUACAACCACAAAAAUGAAGCAUAUUUUACAAAUAUGCUCCAUGUGUGUAUGAUAUGUCAAAAUCUACCCUACUGUCAUGUAGAAUUAAAAAGAACAAAUAAAAAAUUUAUACUGAA
Messenger RNA from Marmota monax (woodchuck), 3971 nucleotides. It is a transcript of the gene Tmem154, whose product is annotated as transmembrane protein 154. The coding region runs from base 170 to 709 and encodes 179 amino acids. NCBI's taxonomy places the organism in Eukaryota, Metazoa, Chordata, Mammalia, Rodentia, Sciuridae. The transcript has 7 exons. The record is from RefSeq and is a predicted model, not a curated record.